This is a messenger RNA of Cucurbitaria berberidis CBS 394.84, 1921 nucleotides long. Its product is annotated as farnesyl-diphosphate farnesyl transferas-like protein. The transcript is spliced from 4 exons. The record is from RefSeq and is a predicted model, not a curated record. Gene Ontology annotation, molecular function: squalene synthase [NAD(P)H] activity. The coding region runs from base 148 to 1596 and encodes 482 amino acids. Gene Ontology annotation, biological process: ergosterol biosynthetic process; farnesyl diphosphate metabolic process. Gene Ontology annotation, cellular component: endoplasmic reticulum membrane. Lineage: Eukaryota; Fungi; Ascomycota; Dothideomycetes; Pleosporales; Cucurbitariaceae.
AUUCUUCGAGAACUUUGGCCUUUGGACUUGUUCUACUACCUUACAUCUGCCACCACGCCAUUGGCUCGCGUUACGCGACAUCUGUGCAGCUGUUCAACGCUGCACUAACCCACACCUCAGCCACCAACUCCUUUUCAUCCGCCCAUCAUGCCGAGCCCUAGCAGCAUCCUGUACUACGUCUUCCACCCCAAUGAACUGCGCUCGAUCAUCCAAUGGAAAGUUUGGCACAACCCCGUACACGAGCGCGACGAGUCGAAAGAAUGCGAGUCUCUCAAGCGAAGCUUCUACUUCCUUACCAAGACGAGUCGCAGCUUUUCAGCAGUUAUUCUAGAGCUGCACCCCGAGCUGCUAGUUCCCGUCGCACUCUUUUACCUGGUUCUGCGAGGACUUGAUACAGUGGAGGAUGAUAUGACCAUACCACUGGAGAAGAAGGAGCCCGUUCUACGCAAUUUCCAGAAUGUCUUGGAGCAGGAUGGAUGGACCUUCACCGAGAACGGUCCGAAUGAGAAGGAUAGGCAGCUGCUAGUUGAAUUCAACGUGGUGAUCGAGGAGUUCAAGAAGAUCAAGCCAGCCUACCGGGAAAUCAUCAAGGACAUUACUAAGCGCAUGGGCAACGGCAUGGCAGACUAUGCGAAUAAUGCGGAGCACAACAUUAACGGAGUCAACACCAUUAAAGACUACGAGCUGUACUGCCAUUACGUCGCAGGUCUAGUUGGCGAGGGUCUGACACGCCUCUUUGUUGAGGGUGGCCUGGCAAACGCGGCGUUGCUCAAGAAGCCCGAACUUAUGGAGUCUAUGGGCCAGUUCCUGCAGCAAGUCAACAUCACCCGUGACAUCAAAGAGGAUUUGGAUGACGGGCGUCGAUUCUGGCCCAAAGAAAUCUGGUCGAAGCACGUGGACAAGUUUGAGGACCUCUUCAAACCGGAGAACAAGGAAAAGGCGCUAAACGCAAGCUCUGAGAUGAUUCUCACAGCCCUAAACCGGGCCGACGACUGCCUGUACUAUCUUGCUGGCCUGCGGGAGCAGAGUGUGUUCAACUUUUGUGCGAUCCCGCAGUCUAUGGCUAUUGCUACGCUGAAUGAGUGCUUCCAAAACUACGAUCUCUUCCAGAAGAAUGUAAAGAUCACCAAAGGAGAUGCAUGCCAGUUGAUGGUGGAAUCGUCACAGAACCUGCAGCUGGUUUGCGAGGUGUUCAAGCGGUAUGCUCGCAAGAUUCACAAGAGGAACAACCCACACGACCCCAACUUCCUCAAGAUCAGCAUUGCUUUGGGCAGGAUUGAGCAGUUCAUCGAAUCCAUAUUCCCGUCCCAGAAGCCACCAGUCGACUCAAAGUCACCUGCGAGCGUGGAGGAAGCGGAGAAGAAAAAGAAGGAGGACAACGAGGCUAAGUGGGAUUUGAUCUACAUGAUAUCGGCUAUUGCGCUGACCGUUGGCGUCAUCACAUUCUUCAUGCUCUUCAUCGCCUGGAUUGCUGGUGCGCGCUUCGACAUUGCUUACUACCAGCUCAAAGAACAGCUAGGCGACCUCUUAGGCACCAACAGCAAGCCCGCGCAGGUCACAGAAGUACACGUUGCAUCUGGCCACAGCGAGCUAUGAGCGUGCGUACAAUCUUUUCAAUGUGUAUUAUAGUAGCGACAGACAUGGGCUUUCGGCCAGGUAUACGUCGAGGACAUACUAAUCAAUCUUCUGCAAUUCACUUGAUGCAGUUCUCCUAUUUGUUCAGUGAUGCUAUAGCACGGAUGUCAAAUUCCAAUUCUGCCCUUCCAUGGCGGUUAGUUGGGCCGAGAAGUGCUUAUAUCGACACGCGCCGUGCUCGGAGACGAGGCUGCUCACGGGGAAGUUCCAUUGUGGUACAACCCGGAGCGGCGGCGCGGACAUUCUCUGUGAAUAGAUAGAAUUUACAAUGCAGCUCGUUUACGAC